GUUUGUAAGGGCAGUUGGGGGGUGGAGCCCAAGGGAAGAGGGUGAAGGAGAGGAGCUGCAGGUGCUGUAGCUGUGACUCCGAUGAAGCCAGAGCGGUGAUGCAGCCACCACACCCCGGGCUGAGCAGACAUGAGAUUUUGCGCUAGGCCCUGAGGCGCUCGGAGGGGUCCGGCCGGCGGCAGCGGAGAAGAAGCGAGCGGACAGGGACCAGGCAGGCGCUUUCUGUGCAGAGCCGAUUGCCUCUGCCCCAGCGGAACGCCUGCGCCCCGCACCCCCAGCCGGUCCUGGGCGGUGAGAUGCUGGCGCGAGCUUGGGCCCUAGGGAAGGAAUCUGCCCACGCCCCUCGCGUACCUUAGCCGAGAACUCGCCCCUCCGAGAAGAGCGUGGCCCGUCCUAGCCCCGUGCGUAGCUAAGAGGAAGGGGCCGUGCUCCGGGGGCAGGAUGGUGGAUGUAUUCAGCGGGCGGCCCUUGCUCACCCGGGACGGACACGCCGUGGAUCCCGAGGAGGUUUUGCAGAACAAGAUCGUGGGCUUGUACUUCUCGGCCGGCUGGUGCUCCCCGUGCCGGGACUUCACCCCCAUCCUGUGCGACUUCUACAGCGAGCUGCUGGAGGGCGCCCGCCCGCCGGCUCCUUUCGAGGUCGUCUUCAUCUCGUCCGACCGCAGCCCCGAGGAGAUGGUCGAGUACAUGCACGACAUGCACGGGGACUGGCUGGCAUUGCCCUUCCACGACCCCUACAAGCAUGAUUUGAAGAAGAAAUACAAUAUAACAGCCAUCCCCAAACUGGUGAUUGUGAAACAAACUGGAGAAGUCAUUACUGACAAGGGAAGGAAACAGAUCAGAGAAAGAGGGCUAAGCUGCUUCCAAAACUGGCUCGAGGGGGCAGAUGUCUUUCAGAAUUUUUCUAACUGAACAAAAAUUGGGAGAUACAAGCAAGACAGCUAGACAAGGCUUGUGGGGGGAACUUGCAGAGUUCCCAAACUAUAACUUCUUUGGUUAGAACAGGGGGCAUUAUUGAUUAGGAGCCAUUACAUUUUAGUCCAAACUAUAGAAAGCAGAAUAUGCCAAUAGACUAACAUAGUUCAGAACAAACGCACUUACCAUUUUAUUCAUGUUGUCUUGUUUACUGCACUUAGUACGAACACCAAAGCAUUCAUAAUAAUAUUCAAGAGUUGUGUAUUUUAGGGAUCUUUCAGACAGAUAGAAGGGCAGCCCUGUGAAAUCUAUGCAAAUGUUUUAUUUUUGCAGAUGUGUACAGGUAAAAAAAAUACAUAUUUUUCUCAACAAGAAGAUUUUUCUGGUGAUUAGCACAUAAUUUAUAUUUAUUGAUAAAACAGAAGUAUAUUUGCUUUAAUAAAGUACUAUUUAUGCAUUG
Trachemys scripta elegans is the source of this 1375-nucleotide messenger RNA. It is a transcript of the gene NXNL2, whose product is annotated as nucleoredoxin like 2. Bases 442 to 912 code for a protein of 156 amino acids. The transcript has 3 exons. The record is from RefSeq and is a predicted model, not a curated record. NCBI's taxonomy places the organism in Eukaryota, Metazoa, Chordata, Testudines, Emydidae. Gene Ontology annotation, biological process: photoreceptor cell maintenance; sensory perception.